Messenger RNA from Lonchura striata (white-rumped munia), 2435 nucleotides. The record is from RefSeq and is a predicted model, not a curated record. NCBI's taxonomy places the organism in Eukaryota, Metazoa, Chordata, Aves, Passeriformes, Estrildidae.
GCUGCCACGUCCUCGGCGGCGAGCGGCGGGCGGGGAGCGCAGCCCGUGCCUCAGCCCCACGUGUGGCGGCGGAGCGGGGAAGUUGCCGGCGGCCGGCGCUGCGGACGCUGCUGCUCUCCGCCGCUGCCCGGCCCUUCCCGUCUCUCGGAGCACGCAACUCCAAUUUCUUGCACAGCCAACCACUCAGUGGAAAAAGAAUUCUUCAGCCUCUUGUUUCAAAAGACCUCGGACAAUCUUCUGCUGUUACACUCCCUUUGGUCCCACAUUUCAGCAAAAAAAAGAUCCAAAGAGGAGGAUGAGGCAGCUUAGAGGAAAACCCAAAAAAGAGACCUCCAAAGAUAAAAAGGAGAGAAAACAAGCAAUGCAAGAGGCCCGGCAACAGAUCACCACCGUGGUGCUUCCCACACUGGCUGUUGUAGUACUGCUGAUUGUUGUGUUUGUUUAUGUAGCGACUCGUCCCAAUACAACUGAAUGAUGCAGCUUUUCAGACUCUCUAGCUUUGGGAUAUUAAUUUUACCAAGAGCCAAAAGGAACUCUCUGCCACUCUUUUAGUACUUUGCAAAGGAUCUUGCUGGUAUUUUCAGUCUUUCUCUUGGCUACAGUCCCACAGAUUCUCUUUAGGAAUGUAACAUAAAACGUAUUAGUGAAUGUGCCAGUACGUUUUAUGGUCCAGUUAUGUGCCUUUCAGACUUUUAAAAAUGGUGUUUUUCGUAAAGCUGUUUGAAGCUCUAUAUUGUAAAAGGAAAUCGUGUUCUGCUAUAAAUUUGUAAAAAAUCAGCUUUCAGCUUUUAUCACUGUUACAGAUAAUGUUGCUCCCAUGAGCUCUUGUAUGUCUAUUUCAGAACUUCCAAAGAAGUACAUUUCUUCUUUGUACUUAAUGUCAUAUGAUGUGCUUUGAUUCAGAAAAGAUAUAUUUAUUUUUUGAAUAAAAGAAGUCUUACUUGGAAUCUUCAAAUUAUUUUGCAAAAAAAAAAAAAAAAAAAGUGACAUUGUGAGAGCCUACAUUGUGUAAUAAUUUUUUCAUCAACCACUAUAUAGUUCACUCAAAAAGAAUUUCUUUUUGGUGUGAGAUGUCAACAUGCAAAGUGAAUACUUCAGGACCUGCUGUAUGGAAUCUUACAGAAUUUGGACAGGGACAUUCUGCCAGGUUAUGGUGAAGUAACUAAUAACAAACUGCAUAAACACAGAUAGUUGCUUAUCUGAAUGUUCAAUAUUUGAAACUGUGUAAAUGGCAAUAAAAAGGUGGUUUUGCAUACAAAACCUUGAUUAUUUCUUUUAUUAAGAAGGAAGAAGUAACAGUGUAACUUUAGUCCUCAUCCCCUCAUUAGAAGGAACCUGUGAGCACAGGUUGGGCAGUUUAAUUCUAGGAAAUUAAGCUGCAAAUUCUCAUCAAAAUGCCCCAAUGAACCUGUAUUCUACUACAGCCCUUUUUUAUUCAAGUAAUUUAAGGCACUCAAUAGGCAUUAACCUUCAGAAGAUUUUGGGGAAGGAGAUUGGGAACUCCUCACUGCUGCUUAAAUGCAGGCCAAAGAAGGAAAAACAUGAUGCUCUGGUGCACUGGUGCAUGGCAGGAAAUAUUUAUGUGCUUAAAGAUCCCGUGAGUCUUUCCCUCAUGUGUAGUAUUUUGGCUAAGGCAUAGUCCCAGUGAAGUCAGCAGGACUCUUCACUGAGGUGCCAGUGAAAGAGGGGGCUGUGUUUCCUGCAUCACCUCCAUGUACUGCUCCUGUGCAGAAUACUGCUGCCACCCAAAGUUGCUUUACAAAAAAAAACCCACUCCAGGUGAGCAAAUGCAAGUCCUUGCAGUGUACUUUUCCCUAAGGCCCAUAUUCCCACAGCAGGGUGAGCCUAUGGCUGGGUAUAAACUGGCUCCCCUGGGAAUGAUGCAGAUAUCUGAUGGUGUGAGGGUGGCCGUGGCUCCUGACUUGGUGCUAGUGCUGUUGGGAGUGUCUAGAAUAAAACUGGCCCUGAAGACAGAUGUUUUUGAAAUACAAAGUUUACUAAAACUUAAAGAGUUUGGAUGAACUGUGAGGUUGUUCCCCCCUGCAGUUUGCAUCCUAGUUGGGAUAUCUGCACAACAAGCUGCACAGACAGCAUGGCCAGCGUGGUCUGACUGCAAGAGUGUUCACCUGCCGAGCGGCCAGCGGGAAGUCUGCUGGCAAACCCCUGUGCUCAGCGGGCCGUGCGCUGACACUGAAAUUAUCUGUGCUUUGCACUGACAACUGCUUCCUUCCGCUGGGGAGCUCUCAAAUGAUGAAUCUCUAACGGUAAUUGCUUAGUCUGUCAUCUCCCAGCUGUUUCUGUUCUCCUAGGCACCAAAUCCUUGUCCUAUUUUUAUUUUAUCCUCAGUCAGGGAUGGCUGCAGUGGAGCUCUGGUAGUUUGCACCUUUUUCAACUGUGCUGUUCAGCUUGAAUAAAAUUUGUGCCUGAGCAAGUGA